Molecule: messenger RNA, 1356 nt
Organism: Fusarium subglutinans
Lineage: Eukaryota; Fungi; Ascomycota; Sordariomycetes; Hypocreales; Nectriaceae
Product: AMP-dependent synthetase ligase
Exons: 1
Coding region: 1-1356 (451 amino acids)
Source: RefSeq, a predicted model, not a curated record
AUGUCGAUUAUACAGCCACCAAAGACCGAUAAAUAUUCUCGUCUCAAUGGACUUAUCGCCGAGGCAAAGCAGAAGUCGCCGUUCUACAGCGAUCUCUACCGAAAUAUGGCGGCUACUGACCAGCUUACCCCCAAAGAGGUCCCUUUGAUCGAUCAUUCCAAGUACUGGGCGGCCUAUCAUGAUUCUGAACGUUCGGUUAUGACCUCUUGCCAGAUAGACGGCGUUCUGAUGGAAACUGGUGGUUGGAGAAUAUCCCAGAACCCAUUAUAUAGCAGCGCCACUAACCGGACUCAAUGUGCAGGCACUACUGGUAUUCCCAAGUUUACUAGUUACUCUCAAAUAGAGCUGCUUCGGACCGCAUCCCUGCUGGCAGACGGACUUCUCCAUGCGGGAUUGCGGGCAGGUGAUCGAGUCGCGAAUCUCUUUUACGCAGGAGACCUCUACGGGUCUUUUCUCUUGCAUAUUUUGAGCGUAAUUUCUCUGCCUGUACCUGCCAUUCAGAUACCAAUUGGAGGUUUGAUGGCGCCGGAUGUGACUGCUCAGCUUCUGCGAACAUGCCGCGCAACGGCAGUGCUCUCAACCAUAACAUCACUGGUCCGUCUGGCCUCAUAUUGCCGCCCUAAAGAAGAAAGGUUCCUAUCUGUGACGGCUGUCAUGUUUGGAGGCGAGCCAAUGUUUGAUGAUCAAGUCGCUGCGGUGGCCUAUCUGUUCCCUAAUGCCACUAUACGCAGCUGCAUAUACGGCUCCAUCGAUGCCGGUGUUGUGGCCGUGUCUGCUGGAAAUCCAGACCCAGCAGAGCAUAUAGUACUCUCGGCAGCGGCCAUAGUCGAGAUCCUUGUCGACGAAGAUGAAGGGCCUGUCCCGACUGAACAACCAGAUAUUCCCGGAACACUUGUUGUAACCAACUUGAUCCGAGACCUGACACCUGUCAUUCGUUAUCCAACAGGGGAUCGCGCGGAGUGGGUUGACAAAACGGCUGGAAUCUUCCGUCUUCUCGGACGAAGCAACCAGGCUGUCCGGCUAGGUCCUGUUUCUCUAGACAUUUCACAUCUACGUCAGCUUGCCAGAGCUGUUUUGAAGACUGUGGCUAUAGAAGCUUUCCAGGUGGUGGUUACCCGUCAAGACUCGAAGGAUGCUAUGGAGAUAAUGAUAAACACCGCCGAGCCCCCUCCUGCAGCAUCUGAAGAUGCCAUAAUUGAGAUGCUGAAUGAGCAGAGGCCUAUGUUGAAGAGGCAUAUUGAGAUGGGUUUGGUUGCUCCCGCUAAGGUUUGUUUCAAAUCCAUCUGCGAUAUGAAAGCAAACCCACGUAGCGGGAAAUUACCUGAGAUUAUCGACUUAAGACUAGGCACUGCAUAA